Molecule: messenger RNA, 1418 nt
Organism: Brachypodium distachyon (stiff brome)
Lineage: Eukaryota; Viridiplantae; Streptophyta; Magnoliopsida; Poales; Poaceae
Exons: 3
Coding region: 132-1145 (337 amino acids)
Source: RefSeq, a predicted model, not a curated record
AACGACCCGUGUGCACUUGGCCCGGUUUGCCCGUCGCGUUGUAAGGGAAAAUAUCCCCACAGUGCCUAACCUUAAGUCCAAGCGGCGGCGGCGGCGGCGGCGGCGGAGAGACCACGGGAAGAAUAGGGAGGAUGUUGGAUACGGCAGGUAUCGAGAAGAUUACGGGUCAGAAGAGGUUGGCGGCAGAGCAGGAGGAGGGGAACGAGGAGCCCAAGAGAUCCCGCGAGGACGAAGCAGAAGAGGAAUGGAUGCUCCGCCGGCUUGCCAACUUUCGCCUAGACUGGACAGAGACAUGGUCCGAUCAUUUCGGCGAUGUCGAGAAAAGAACUGAGGCGCCACCCAUGCGGUUCAGUCAAGAUCCUGUGCCGAGCUAUGCCAAGCUUGAAGACGCGCUACAGAUAUUCUCCGUCAGUGUGCUCGAGCUGAAGGGUACAAUGUGCUGGCCGAUAGAUGUUUUUGGCUUCAUUGCUACGCGUGACUCGUUGCACCGGAACCGCAAUUAUAUCUUUGAGCGCACGAGAGACGAAUGCCAGACGCUCACUGCAGAGCAUUCAUCUCUGGUCCUCACUGGCCCAUGCCGUGCAAUCCUAUUGGAUGACCCUAUCGCAAUCGAGGUUGAGCUAAGAGUGAAGGGGACAAGGCCCUCUGAAGAUAAGGUGUUGAGCGCGCAAAUCUUUGAGUAUAACUGCAUCACUUGGAUAGGUAAAGCCGGCUCUCUCCUGAAGGACAUGGCUCCAGACCUGCGCUGCACGCUGGAGUUCAGGUAUGCACAUCUCCAAAUGGCACUGGAGGCGGCAAUAAAAGUCUGGAUUUCUGAAGGGUUGACUGAUUUCUAUGGGAAGUUCGUCGCUCGUACAGCCAGUAUCGACGAGAACGUCACGCUACUCGACUCUAGGGACGGAAUGGUGUCUGUCUCGGAUGAUGGGCUUGUUGAGUUUUCACGUGAUGUUGUAUUCGUAGAAGGACGUGAUGGCCAUGGGAAGCUGAUCGUCGGUGUUCAGGCAAGGCAAAGCGGCGACGAUGAGGCCAGCAGCGUUUGCAAAGAGGUCACCUUUGUCCCGGCAAGAUCUGGUGAGAGCCAUGGCAUCUUUGAUGUGGGGUUUUGCAAGAUGAGCAUUGUGGUUGCAUGGUCGCUGCUGUUUUGAUGUGAAAAUGUCUAUGCAAACUGUUUUUCUUGUUUUGUUGAUAAUUAAAAUGUUAAUCUGGUGUGAGUAUUGGUAGUAGAUGUGACUAGCUAGCUCUUACUUCGUACAAACUGUUCGUACGCAUGUCUCAGGCUGCUUCAUUUCAAGAAUUAUGCAAGUCUAGUGCUUGAUGUUGCUGGGAUGACAUGAAAUGUUUUGCUCUAGCUAUAUGUUAAUUAUCCAUACAUUGUGUGUUAAAACUAGUGCAUUCUAUUAAACUCCAUCCGGAUACUA